Messenger RNA from Anolis carolinensis (green anole), 3190 nucleotides. Its product is annotated as zinc finger protein 91. Gene Ontology annotation, biological process: regulation of DNA-templated transcription. The coding region runs from base 20 to 2827 and encodes 935 amino acids. The transcript has 4 exons. The record is from RefSeq and is a predicted model, not a curated record. NCBI's taxonomy places the organism in Eukaryota, Metazoa, Chordata, Lepidosauria, Squamata, Anolidae.
UCUCUCUCCAGGGUCUGGAAUGAUGCUGUUGCCGAAUCCUCAGUCGUUUCUCCCCCUUUGCGAUGGAGUGGGACUGAGUCAGGGCCCAAUUGCCUUUGAGGACGUGGCUGUGGAUUUCUCCCUGGAGGAGUGGGUUCUCCUGAAUCCGGACCAGAAAGCCUUGCACAAGCAGGUCAUGGAGGAGAUGAAUGGGAUUGUGGCCUCUCUCGUAGAUAACGGGGAGAAGAGCCAUGUAUGCACCAAGUACAGGAAGCAUUUGGGACACAACUGGGCCUUUCGUCGAGACCAGCAAGCCCACAGAGAAGAUGGAGGUUCUGCCAGAGAAAGGCCCGACAAAUGCAAUGUAUGUGGGCAGUGUUUUACCCAAAAUAUGGCACUUGUGCUUCACAAGACACUUGAUGUUGGGAAAAGCCAUCUUAAAGGGAAAGUAUCUGCAAAAUGUGUGGUGAAACACAAGAAAUUUCACAUGGGUCAGGAACCAUACAGAUGCCAGGAGUGUGGGAAGUGUUUUGUUUCCAGUUCAGCCUUGGUGAGGCUCAAAAGAAUCCACACAGGAGAGAAGCCACACCAAUGCCAGGAGUGUGGGAAAUGUUUUACUGCCAGUUCAGACUUGGUGAAACACAAAAGACUCCACACAGGAGAGAAGCCAUACCAGUGCCAGGAGUGUGGGAAAUGUUUUGCUUGCAGUUCAACCUUGGUGGGCCACAAAAGACUCCACACAGGAGAAAAGCCAUACCAAUGCCAGGAGUGUGGGAAAUGUUUUACUGACAGUUCAGCCUUGUUGAUCCACAAAAGAGUCCACACCAGGGAGAAGCCAUACAAAUGUGAGGAGUGUGGGAAAUGUUCUGUUUCCCAUUCAGACUUGUUGAAGCACAAAAGACUCCAUACAGGAGAGAAGCCAUACAAAUGCCAGGAGUGUGGGAAAUGUUUUGCUUACAGUUCACACUUGGUGAAACACAAAAGAGUCCACACGAGGGAGAAGCCAUACGAAUGCCAGGAGUGUGGGAAAUGUUUUGCUUUCAGUUCAGCCUUGGUGAGGCACAAAAGACUCCACACAGGAGAAAAGCCAUACCAAUGCCAGGAGUGUGGGAAAUGUUUUACUGACAGUUCAGCCUUGUUGAUCCACAAAAGAGUCCACACCAGGGAGAAGCCAUACAAAUGUGAGGAGUGUGGGAAAUGUUCUGUUUCCCAUUCAGACUUGGUGAAACACAAAAGACUCCACACAGGAGAGAAGCCAUACAAAUGCCAGGAGUGUGGGAAAUGUUUUGCUGACAGUUCAAACUUGAUGAGCCACAAAAGACUCCACACAGGAGAGAAGCCACACCAAUGCCAGGAGUGUGGGAAAUGUUUUGCUUACAGUUCACACUUGGUGAAACACAAAAGAGUCCACACGAGGGAGAAGCCAUACGAAUGCCAGGAGUGUGGGAAAUGUUUUGCUUUCAGUUCAGCCUUGGUGAGGCACAAAAGACUCCACACAGGAGAGAAGCCACACCAAUGUCAGGAGUGUGGGAAAUGUUUUGCUUUCAGUUCAGCCUUGGUGAGGCACAAAAGACUCCACACAGGAGAGAAGCCAUACAAAUGCCAGGAGUGUGGGAAAUGUUUUGCUUCCAUUUCAGACUUGGUGAGGCACAAAAGAAGCCACACAGGAGAGAAGCCAUACAAAUGCCAGGAGUGUGGGAAAUGUUUUGCUUUCAGUUCAGCCUUGGUGAGGCACAAAAGAAGCCACACAGGAGAGAAGCCAUACAAAUGCCAGGAGUGUGGGAAAUGUUUUGCUUCCAUUUCAGACUUGGUGAGGCACAAAAGACUCCACACAGGAGAGAAGCCAUACAAAUGCCAGGAGUGUGGGAAAUGUUUUGCUUUCAGUUCAGCCUUGGUGAGGCACAAAAGAAGCCACACAGGAGAGAAGCCAUACAAAUGCCCUGAAUGUGGAAAAUGGAAAGUAUCUGCAAAAUGUGUGGUGAAACACAAGAAAUUUCACAUGGGUCAGGAACCAUACAGAUGCCAAGAGUGUGGGAAGUGUUUUGCUUUCAGUUCAGCCUUGGUGAGGCUCAAAAGACACCACACAGGAGAGAAGCCAUACCAGUGCCAGGAGUGUGGGAAAUGUUUUGCUUUCAGUUCAAACUUGAUGAGGCACAAAAGACUCCACACAGGAGAGAAGCCAUACCAGUGCCAGGAGUGUGGGAAAUGUUUUGCUUUCAGUUCAAACUUGGUGAGCCACAAAAGACUCCACACAGGAGAGAAGCCAUACAAAUGCCAGGAGUGUGGGAAAUGUUUUGCUGACAGCUCAACCUUGGUGAAACAGAAAAGAGUCCACACGAGGGAGAAGCCAUACAAAUGUGAGGAGUGUGGGAAAUGUUUUACUACCAGUUCAGCCUUGGUGAGGCACAAAAGACUCCACACAGGAGAGAAGCCAUACCAAUGCCAGGAGUGUGGGAAAUGUUUUACUGCCAGUUCAGACUUGGUGAAACACAAAAGACUCCACACAGGAGAGAAGCCAUACCAAUGCCAGGAGUGUGGGAAAUGUUUUGCUUCCAGUUCAGCCUUGGUGAAACACAAAAGACUCCAAACAGGAGAGAAGCCAUACCAAUGCCAGGAGUGUUGGAAAUGUUUUGCUUCCAGUUCAGCCUUGGUGAAACACAAAAGACUCCAAACAGGAGAGAAGCCAUACCAAUGCCAGGAGUGUGGGAAAUGUUUUGCUUCCAGUUCAGCCUUGGUGAAACACAAAAGACUCCAAACAGGAGAGAAGCCAUACAAAUGCCAUGAAUGUGGAAAAUGUUUUACUCAGAGUUCAUCUCUUAACCAGCACCAGAGAAUACAUACAGGCUAAAAAACAGCCAUUGUGGGAAAAUGUCUGAUUUCAAACAGGACCCUUUGAGAAGUUCUGCGUCAGAUUUGGUGGAGUCCCGUUCUUGUCAUUUGAACCUGUAAGUUGGAGGUCCUGUUCUCUGGAGCAGCAGAAAGCAAGCUCUGUGUGACAAUCCUUCAGAGCAGUGGUUCUCAACCUGUGGGUCCCCAGAUGUUUUGGCCUUCAACUUCCAUAAAUCCUAACAGCUGGUAAACUGGCUCUGAUUUCUGGGAGUUGUAGGCCAAAACACCCGGGCACCCACAGGUUGAGGACCACUGCUUCAGAGAGUUAAAUAUGAUUGUCUUGUCCCCUCGCCUGAAAAGAAAUAAACCAUAUGUGAUUCCA